AUGGCUAGUGAGGAGAGUUUUGUUGUUUUGAUUAACCACAGAGGAUCUGUUAAGAGGAAAACCCGUUCCGGAGUGAAGUUCACAGAUAAUAAUCCUCUCUGUAUUGUCGUUACUCCUACGACGAGCUAUGAUGACCUUGUUAGAGCUGUACUGACGAAGCUCGGUCUGGAGGGUGCAAAGCGGGUUAAGAAGUUUUUCUAUCGCAUUCCAAUUACGGUGCUACAGAAUACCGUGAAGUAUGAUUGCUUCACGAUUAGUAGUGAUGUGGACUUGCAAGUAAUGUUUCUUUGUCGGCGGCAGUUUCCGGAGGUGAGGACACCAGAGUUGUUGGCACGGCUGGUUGAUGUGGUAUCCAGCUCAGGCGGUUCGAACCGGAAUACGACCAGUUUAGCCACUCCAGCAGGUUCUAGUUCCCGGCCUGCCGUUGCUUCUUCCUCCGUCCCUGUGUAUCCACCAGUGGUCCAACCUGUCGCCUCCCCGUCUUUUGUUGUUGACCUCAAUGGCAGCGUAGGCGACGAGGUAGGGGCAAGGGAAAAUAUGCCGAACGCUUUAGUGGGUGUUGCACCGGUUGGCGUUGGAGACGGAUUUUUGGGUGAUGCAGAGGAGGAUGACGUAGAGCCGGAUAUGAUUGACGAUGACAGCGGUGAUGAUAUUGGAGGGAGUGAGCCUGCAUUGGCGGUAGGUGGUUCUAGCUCUGGCACACAGCAGUAUCCACCACAUUUUUCCUCUCUGGACUUGGAUGCCAUGAGGCAGGAGGGGGUUUCUGGGCACUCAGUUGGAUUCGGAGCUAGAGAUGCGGAAGGGACUGCUGGUCUGACAGAGUUCCAGCGCAAGGGCAUUUGGGAGGUCAAACGAUACAAUGGACCUCACACUUGUCUUGCCACCUCCAUAUCCAGUGACCACAGGAGUUUGGAUUAUCAUGUGAUAUCGGCGUUCAUUAUGCCAAUGGUUAGGGCUGAUGCAUCCGUUAGCAUCAAGGUGCUCCUGAAUGCCACGGCAGCACACUUUGGGUUUAGGCCGACUUACCGGAGGGUCUGGAUGGCGAAGCAGAAGGCUAUUGCUCUCAUCUACGGUGACUAG
Arachis stenosperma is the source of this 1080-nucleotide messenger RNA. RefSeq lists its product as uncharacterized. The transcript is spliced from 2 exons. Bases 1 to 1080 code for a protein of 359 amino acids. The record is from RefSeq and is a predicted model, not a curated record. NCBI's taxonomy places the organism in Eukaryota, Viridiplantae, Streptophyta, Magnoliopsida, Fabales, Fabaceae.